Sinocyclocheilus anshuiensis is the source of this 1191-nucleotide messenger RNA. RefSeq names its product alpha-aspartyl dipeptidase-like. Lineage: Eukaryota; Metazoa; Chordata; Actinopteri; Cypriniformes; Cyprinidae. Gene Ontology annotation, molecular function: serine-type peptidase activity. The transcript is spliced from 8 exons. The coding region runs from base 15 to 737 and encodes 240 amino acids. Gene Ontology annotation, biological process: proteolysis. The record is from RefSeq and is a predicted model, not a curated record.
GCCGGGAGCGGAUCAUGAAGAGAAGACUUCUUCUGGUAUCUAACUCCACUCUUCAUGUAGGAAGAUAUCUUCAACACUGCAAGCAGCAGAUCCAAGACUUUUUUUGGAAAGUAAGGAAGAGGAUCCUGUUUGUCCCAUAUGUACUACAUGAUCGAGACACCUAUACCAAGACUGCCAGAGACAAGUUCAAGACAUUGGGCUAUGAGGUGGACAGUGUCCAUGAGACACCAGACCCUGUGGACGCCGUUAGGAAAGCUGAAGGAAUAUUAAUAGGUGGCGGUAACACAUUCCGCCUGCUGAAAGCUCUCUAUUACAACAAGCUGGUAACUGAGAUUAGAAAAAGAGUUUUAGAGGAUGGGAUACCUUACAUGGGAUCAAGUGCAGGUACCAAUGUCUCCACCAUCAGCAUCAACACCACCAAUGACAUGCCCGUCGUCUAUACACCCACAUUUGCUGCCAUUGGUUUAGUGCCCUUCAACAUUAACCCUCACAAUCUGGAUCCUGAUCCCAGCAGCAAACAUAUGGGGGAAACACGUGAACAGAGAAUUAUCCAAUACCACGAGGAGCCGGACACACCAUGUGUGCUGGGUCUUCGGGAAGGCUCGAUGCUCUUAGUGGAGGGAAACAAUGCCACCUUACUUGGGUGCACCAAAGCACGACUGUUCCAGAGGGGGACGCAAACUACAGGUUAUGAACCGGGCAGUGAUCUCAGCUUCUUACGAACAGAUGCACAGUGAGCUUCUACAUUAUGUACAAUGCAAACAUUUUUACAAUAAAUGAUAAAAUCCACAAUUAAUUUUACAGUUCUUAAUUUUCUUCAUCACAAGCGCAGAACUUAUUUACAGCGGUUUUGUUUCAAGUACACAAGGACAAAAACUAUGGAAGCACUGUAGAAUUUAAAGAUGAUUAUUCUUGAAUUUAAAGCCUGCAGUUGGUUAUUCAUCAACCAGAUAAUUGUUAACAGCUAAACAAGUCCUGUGAGGUCAAGUUCAUCACUGUAGAUUAGAAAACUGUGUUAUGAUAACAGGAGCUUUAGACACCAGAAAUAAAAUUCCAGCAAAGUCCAGCUAUAUUCAUAAGACCAACUACCAAAACAAACAAACAAAACAAUUCCUACUACAUCAGUAUAUUGGUUUAUUGAAAUACAAAAGCAUUAACAGCAUGUUGCUAAACAAAAUUGGGGGAAAAAAA